Messenger RNA from Lycium barbarum (goji berry), 2072 nucleotides. Its product is annotated as chloroplast envelope membrane protein. NCBI's taxonomy places the organism in Eukaryota, Viridiplantae, Streptophyta, Magnoliopsida, Solanales, Solanaceae. The coding region runs from base 389 to 1771 and encodes 460 amino acids. Gene Ontology annotation, cellular component: membrane. The record is from RefSeq and is a predicted model, not a curated record. The transcript is spliced from 7 exons.
AACAGAUAAAGAAAGCAUAAGUUUAUCUUAUAUGGAACAGACCAAAAUCCGUUAUCCAAUUCUUCUCCCGCUACGCUACUACUCCUUUUCGCUUCACAACAAUUGGGCAUUGGCCCCAUUACUUCCUAAUACUGACAAUUCCACCUUCAAAUUAUCUUCACUACCACAUAAACAAUAGCAGAGUAGUAUUAGUUCCAUUAUUCUCUUAAACCAUUGUCAAAAAAAAAAAAAAAAAAAAAAAUCUAUUUUCUUAAACCUUUUCCCACUUGGGGUUCCAUUUUUUUUUCUUCAUUUUCUUGCUUUUGGUGUUAAAUUUCUUGGUUAUCUCAUAAGUGUUAUUCUUAGUUCUUCAAUGCUCUCUUGCACAUUGUGGGUGCUUUUUUACUGAAUGCUUCAAUGUUUUCUUGGACAAGUAAUAUGCAGUUUCUUGAAUUGUGUCACAUUUUUACUGCCCUAUGAGUCUGAAAAAUGUGGCUUAUUAUAUACGUACUUAAUGAGCACUUCAAUGGUCUUAUGUCAAAAUUUGCUAUCUUUCAAGAAAAGUAGCUCUCCCAACUCAGUAUUUGUGGGUAAAAAUUCUGUUUGCUUUAGUUGGGGUAGGAGGAAAUCAUUUGGUUCUACUCCAAAUGCAAAGAAAAAGCAUUCAAAGAAGAAAAGUUGGUGGAGAAAAUUCUUUCUUGAAGAUGAUGAGAAUUGGUUGGGACUUAAAGAUGAGGAUAUGCUUGAUGGACUUGAAUCUGAAGGCUUAGGUAGUGAUGAUGAUGAUGAAUUAUCAGAGAAUGAAAAGUUUGAAGCUUGGAAGAGACGAGCCGAAGCAAUCAUGGAGAUAAGGGAAGCACAAGAAGAUAUAAAGAAUGAGGAGAAUAGGAAGUGGGAUGAUUGGCUUGUGGAUGGAACUGUUGAUUUAGGUGAUGGUUCAUCAUGGGUUCAAGAAUCCAAUGGCAUCAUUGGAGAAUCUGAAGAUAACAUGCAGGAAGAUGAAUUAAUACCUGGGAGGGGUUUGGUUAAAUCUGUGAGGGAUAUGGUACUCGGCAGGGAAGAUGAUGAUAUGCUAUACGAAGAUCGUAUUUUUCAGUAUGCUUCACUUAACUCUGCUAAGUUUUUGGCAGUGCUGAUAAUUGUCCCAUGGGCGUUGGAUUUUGUAGUUCAUGACUACGUUCUUAUGCCAUUUCUUGACAGAUACGUUAAGACUGUACCUUUAGCAGCACAGAUGCUUGAUGUCAGAAGAAACCAAAAGCUUGAAAUGGUUAAGGAACUGAAGACUGAGCAAGCACGCUACCGCUUUGAGGUUGAGAUUGGUAAAUCUCCACCUUUGUCUGAAAAGGAGCUGUAUCUGGAGCUAAGACACAAAGCGUUAGAGUUGCGGGAUGAGUGGAGGUUAGAAAAUCGCAAGGCAUUUGCUAAUAUAUGGUCGGACUUUGUUUUUGGGGUCUCACUAUUCAUUCUUUUGUACUUCAAUGAGAGUAAAGUAAAGCUACUCAAAUUUACUGGUUACAAGAUACUAAAUAAUGUCUCGGACACCGGCAAGGCAUUUCUGGUUAUUCUGAUUACUGAUAUCUUUUUGGGGUAUCACUCUGCAUCUGGUUGGGAGACUUUGCUCGAGGUCCUUUCGGAGCAUUAUGGUAUUGAAGUUGAUCAAUCAGUGAUAACCAUAUUUGUCUGCCUGGUUCCAGUUGUAAUUGAUGCCUGUGUGAAGCUCUGGUUGUUUAAGUUCUUGCCGAGAUUAUCACCUAGAGUGUCCAAUAUUUUCCGGGAAAUGACGAGGCAUUAGAGAGACUUUCCCCAUAUCUUUGGUUUCAGUUGCAGCAGCAUCGACAGGUAGAACAUACGAUCAGUCCCAUGAUUAUUCUAUAUUUCAAAUACUCUUCUCCUUUCUUUCCACUUUUCCAUAUAGAGGCUCCUUACCUGAAAUUGGAGUAAAGUGUAAAAGGACCUUUUUUUUUAUUUUUCAUAAUGUGAAUAGCUUGUCAUCAAAGUGGCAUCAUUCCUUGAAUAUUUUGGAUCAGAGUUGUGGGUAUAUUUGUUACCCCCAUCAUUUGUUUGUCAAUAAUAUUCAAAUUCUGAACAACAAA